Zonotrichia leucophrys gambelii is the source of this 495-nucleotide messenger RNA. RefSeq names its product transgelin-2-like. The record is from RefSeq and is a predicted model, not a curated record. NCBI's taxonomy places the organism in Eukaryota, Metazoa, Chordata, Aves, Passeriformes, Passerellidae. The transcript has 2 exons. The coding region runs from base 4 to 240 and encodes 78 amino acids. Gene Ontology annotation, cellular component: actin cytoskeleton. Gene Ontology annotation, biological process: actin filament organization. Gene Ontology annotation, molecular function: actin filament binding.
AACAUGGCGUGCGUGCAGAGGACCCUGAUGAACCUGGGCAGCCUGGCCGUGGCCAAGGGUGACGGGCUCUUCGUGGGAGACCCCAACUGGUUCCCCAAGAAGUCGCAGGAGAACCGGCGCGUCUUCUCCGAGGACAAGCUGAAGGAGGGGCAGAGCGUCAUCGGGCUGCAGAUGGGCACCAACCGGGGCGCCUCGCAGGCUGGCAUGACGGGCUACGGGAUGCCCCGCCAGAUCCUCUGAGCCCCUCCGGACCCCCCAGGCCUCUGCGUGCCAGGGGGCCCCCCCAAAACUGCCUUAACCCCCGCCUUGGACCAGCCGGGUGCCCCCCGGCCCCAGUUUUGUCAGGACCAAAGUAAUUUUUUAUUAUUAUUAUUUGGCUGGGUGGGCGCUGUGCCCACCCCACCGCCCCGCAGUGCCUUGGGGGCUGCUGGAGGGCCCCCCCAGCGUGUUGGGGAGCAACCCCUGUGCCCCAAUAAACGGAUCCACUUCUUUCCA